Molecule: messenger RNA, 1572 nt
Organism: Terrapene triunguis (Three-toed box turtle)
Lineage: Eukaryota; Metazoa; Chordata; Testudines; Emydidae
Product: transducin-like enhancer protein 1
Exons: 16
Biological process (GO): regulation of DNA-templated transcription; negative regulation of canonical Wnt signaling pathway
Cellular component (GO): transcription regulator complex; nucleus
Molecular function (GO): transcription corepressor activity; protein binding
Source: RefSeq, a predicted model, not a curated record
GCUGCCGCCGCGGCGGGGCCGAGGCCGGCCGGGAGCGAGCGCGCGGGCAGCCCCCGACUCCGGCCGCCCCCUCCGCGCUGGGUGCAGCCGCCCGAGUCCGUAGCCGUGCUGGAGCUGGCUGGCUUCCUUGGGCCUGGGCCCUGAGAGAGGAUCCCGUGACAGGAGUGGUGGAGUGAGAUAAGGCUGGGAUUGCAGGCCUGCUUCGCUCCAAAGAUGUUCCCCCAAAACCGCCCCCCGGCUCAUCUCCAGGCACCCGCCGUGGCUUCGGCAGCUGCCAGCACGGUUUCCACGACCCCUCAGUCCCUGAAACUGACCUACCCGGAGACCUUGGACCGGAUCAAGGAGGAAUUCCAGUUCCUGCAAAACCAAUACCACAGCUUGAAGUUAGAAUGUGAAAAACUGGCAACAGAAAAAACAGAAAUCCAGCGACAUUAUGUCAUGUACUAUGAAAUGUCCUACGGCCUGAACAUCGAAAUGCACAAACAGACGGAGAUCGCCAAGCGGCUCAAUGUCAUCUGUGCCCAGCUCAUCCCAUUCCUGUCCCAGGAGCAUCAGCAGCAAGUGGUCCAGGCAGUGGAGCGAGCCAAGCAGGUGACUAUGGCAGAGUUGAACGCGGCAAUCGGGCAUCAGCUCCAGGCGCAGCACCUGUCCCACCACGCCCCUCCCAUCCCGCUGACCUCUCACCCCUCCGGCAUGCAGCCCAGCAUCGGUGGAGCUUCUGGGCUGCUGGCUCUGUCCGGGGCCCUGGGAGCUCAGGGCCAGCUCCUCCCGAAGGACGACAGGGGACUUCACGACAGCGAGCACAGAGAGCGAGACCUGGGUCCCAGCUCCCUGGCGCUGCCCAACGGGGAGCGGGUGCGAGCCAUCUCGGAGUACCUGAGCAACAGCAAGAAGAGGAAGGCUGAGGAGAAGGACUUCGUCACGGACUACGGCAGCGAUGCGGACAAGAGCGAGGACAACCUGGUGGUGGAUGAGGACCCCUCCUCCCCGCACAGCGUCCACUCAUACUCCUCCCGCGAGAACGGGGUGGACAAGGUCCCGUUGCAGCGGAAGGAGGCUGUACCGCUCAGUCCCACCUCCAUGGCCUCGUCCAGCAGCACCUCCCCAUCGCGGAGCAAGGACCAGCCCACGGUGGAGAAAGCCGCAACUCCCGGUUUGAAGUCCAGCACCCCGACUUCCCAAGGAGACGCCACGGUGCCAGGCUCCAGUAGCAGCAGCGCCACCCAGCAGUUCCGCCCGGGGGCGGCAAAGCCCUCGGUGGAUUCGUUAGCUCUGGGCCUGAGGAACCCGCUGGCCAUGCAGAGCUCCUACCCGGCCGCCUUCAGCCUGGCGCACCCCUCCGUCAACGGCGACAUGGCCGGGGCUGGGGCCUAUGCAGGGCUGCACCUGGUGUCCUCACAGCUCAACGGGGCAGCGGCGGCCGUGGGAGCCGCCGGCUACGGCCGCUCCCCUCUGGUCGGCUAUGACCCGCACUGCCACAUGCGUGUCCCGGGGCUGUCGGCCGGCAUGCAGGCGGGGACCUCGGGCAAACCCGCCUACUCCUUCCACGUGAGCGCCGACGGGCAGAUGCAG